AAGAUACUUCAUCGUGACAUCAGCGGCGGCAACAUCCUCAUCCUUCCUUGCCUCCACGAAGAACCCGGUGGUAGUUAUAUCGAAUGGUCCGGUCUUCUCACCGAUUGGGAGAUGUCUAAACCGCUGCCAGACGGCGUGGCGGGCGAGGCAAGUCAACCUGAGCGCACAGGCACCUGGCAAUUUCUGUCUGUAGCAAUACUGUCCCGCCUGAAAGAGGUCGAGAUUUGCGACGAGCUGGAGUCAUUCUUCUACGUCAUACUCUACUAUGCGGUGCGCUACCUUCGAUCAAACAUCGGCGACGGGGUGAUCGGAACCUGGAUCCACACCUUCUUUGAU
Dichomitus squalens LYAD-421 SS1 is the source of this 336-nucleotide messenger RNA. RefSeq lists its product as uncharacterized. The record is from RefSeq and is a predicted model, not a curated record. The annotation marks the transcript as partial. The transcript has 2 exons. Lineage: Eukaryota; Fungi; Basidiomycota; Agaricomycetes; Polyporales; Polyporaceae.